Molecule: messenger RNA, 3342 nt
Organism: Capronia epimyces CBS 606.96
Lineage: Eukaryota; Fungi; Ascomycota; Eurotiomycetes; Chaetothyriales; Herpotrichiellaceae
Exons: 2
Coding region: 1-3342 (1113 amino acids)
Source: RefSeq, a predicted model, not a curated record
AUGAAUCAUCUCCCGAGACCCCUCCAACCUCUCAGCCCCGAGCUGUCGUUCCCAUGUCGCUGCGACCCGACCGCCGUCGCCGUCGACAAUGGUGCGCUGGAGACAUAUCCCGAGCGACGAGGCUACCGGCUCAACUACUGGGGCGAGCUCAACUUUGCCAAUAUCCUGACAUUGGCUGAUGGAUCCAAACCGAGCGUCGAGCAGGCCACCAGGUUGCUGCAGGAAUGGUUGUUUUUCGGUCUCUUGCGGGCCAUACAUUCCAUCUAUGACGAUGACUUUGACGCCCGGGAUUAUAUCACUACCGAUACUACUGGCACUGGUUCUGGCUCUGACCACGGCGGCACUAUCACUGACGAUGACUUUGACACCCAAGAUUAUAUUGACACCACUAUCACUGGCACUGGCUCUGGCUCUGACGACGACAGCACUAUCAAUGGUUCUGACGACGAUGGCGAUGACUUUGACGCCCAAGAUUAUAUUGAUACCACUAUCACUAUCACUGACGACGACGGCGGCGGCACCACCAGUGGCUCUCACGACGACGGCACUAUCACUGGCUCUGACGACGACGGCGGUGGCUGCGCCACCACCACCACCACAUACCUCACCCUCGAAAAACUUCCACAACACGCCAACACCUGGCUCCAACUAGAGGGCGAGCGACCCAAGACCGUGCGCAGACAACACUUGCACGCGGUCGAGGCGCACUUGAUGCGCGCGUCCAUGUUCCUCACCAACAAUUUCACCGCCUUCGACCAUGGAGGCAUCGAGCCCAUGUCCGGGCCGACGCGUGUCGUGCCCGACCAGUCCAAGCUGGCCCUCGAGGCCGACUUGGAGAUUCUGCUCGUCGUGCUCGUCGAGUCGCUCGAGUGGAUUUGCAGGCGGAUCUGGUUGGGCGAGAGUCAGUCUUCGCCGGUAGCCCCGAGUCCAGAGUUCGUGUGUCGCGCGACGCGGCGUCUGAUGGACCGUCGGAACUGGUGUCCGAGCGAGCUGAAUCUCAUGGACGUCGCCUUCGAUAAUGGCACCUUUUGCUUUGCGAGUCGAGUGGCGCGCGGAUCGGGAUCCAUAUCGGGAUCCAUAUCGAAGUCCACGUCCAAGUCCAAGUCUAAAUCCACGUCCAAGUCUGACUCCGAGUCCAAGUCUAAAUCCACCGCCGCCACACAUUCGCAAUGCACCUGGAACAAAUGUCUGGCUUUUCAGAUGGACGUGGCUACUUACCGAACAGCACAUACUGCGGCGUGCGAGGGCUGCCACGAACUACGUAUCGACGACGGCCAACUGGCGACCAUCUUGGAGCGGGAUGGCCAUGACAUUGAAGGGCGGCCGGUUCAUCCACGCGUCAAGAUCACAGUGAGUGCGAGUGGGAGUGCGAGUGUGAGUGGGAGUGCGAGUGGCAGUGGGAGUGCCAGUGUCGAGGAUGGCGACCAAGUCACGCUCUCUCUGACGGAUCAGGGAGACUACGUCGCCAUCUCCCACGUCUGGUCUGAUGGCCUGGGUCAUCCGCCGGGGGUGAAUUCAUUGCCGGCGUGUCAGGUCCGCCGGCUGCGAUCGCUCGUCCUCCAAACACAGACAAGGACAAGGACAGGAACAGGAACAGGAACAGGAACAGGAACAGGAACAGGAACAGGAACAGGAACAGGAACAGGAACAGGAACAGAAACUGGAAGAUGGUCUGGGCAGGAGGAUGUAGGGCCGGACGCAAAGUCGAACGCAAACGCAGAGGCCGUGAUCUGGAUCGACUCCCUCUGCGUACCGGCCAACCUCGGCCUCGCCAAACGACAAGCCCUGGCCCGAAUGGCCUCUGUCUACCGCGGGGCAAAGACGGUGUUGGUUCUCGACUCGGACUUGAUGGCCGUGCCGUCGUGGUGUACGAACGAGGAACUCCUGCUCCGGGUCGCGCUGUGCACGUGGAUGCGGCGACUGUGGACGCUGGAAGAGGGCGUGGUGGCCCAAUCCAGUUCCAGAAGCAGAACCAGUACCAUGUCCAGGUCCAGGUCCAGCUCUCAAUCUCAGUCCCAGUCCAGCUUCAAACUACUAUUCCAGUUCUCCGACCGCGCAAUCCCACUUCCGGCUCCUCGCCCCCCGUUCGUCGACAGUAUCUCAUCGCACUGUGCGGCCUUGAUCUCGCAGUACCUACCUACCGACACGGACAUGAUGUCUGUCAUCACGGCGCUCCAUUUCCGCUCGACGUCCUGGAGCGCCGACGAGCCGCUCUGCAUCGGCUACAUCCUCGACCUGGACGUGACGACGAUCGUGGAUGUGGAGGAUCCUCGGUUGCGGAUGGCGGAACUAUAUCGUCUACUGGCCAAGAAGACGACGGGGAUGGUUUUAGAUGACGACAAGGACAAGAAGAGGAUAACUUUAGACGACGACAACAAGAAGAAGACGAAGACGAAGACGGUGAUGACUUUAGACGACAAGGACAAAAACGAGAAGACGACUACGACGAUGGCUUCAGACAACAAGAAGAGGAAGACUUCUUCAUCCUUUCCCUUCCAGUUUUUCUUCACGCGCGAGGAAAAACUCGACCUCUUCCCCUUCAGCUGGGCUCCGCUGUCCUUGAUGAACCUGCACCCCCACGACGUCCACUAUCUACAGGGUACUGGUAGUGGGCCGGAGGGCGGCGUGGUCACCACUCCGACCGAUCGAGGUCUGCAGUUCCGAUGGACGGGACCGUCCACCAUCGACAGCAGCAGCACCACUACCAGCAGCACAGGCAGCACCACCACCACCACCACCGGCAGAGGCACCACCGGCACCAUCAAGAAAUGCAUGAUCCUCCGAAUCGACGCUGUCUCAUACGUCCUCUGCCCCGUCCCCCGCGGCGCCAACUGUCGCAGCCACCCCCGGUUCUGGGCCGAUCCUGACCAACAAUUGCGCCUGGACGCCGACCCAGCCCACGACUGGACCGACCGCUGGAGAGCCAACUAUGGGUAUCGGCCGCCGGGGAAAUGGGGCCUGAUCUAUUCGGAGGGGGCGCAGUAUGGGGUGAUGGUGGCGACGAGGGAGUUUGCCAUCAAUAACCAAAAGCAGAGUCAAACGCAGAAUCAACACCAGAACCAAAAUCAGAAUCAGCCCCAAAAUCAACCCAACCCAAUCAUCUACGCAUCCCUCGUCGGCCAGGUCUACAUGUACGAGAUCCGCACGUCGUCGUCCGCCUUCGCCGCCGGCAUCAAUAGCGACAUGUGGGGCCAGGUUGGUAUUCCUGUUCCGGAGCUGGACGAGCAGCGCAUGCGGGAGGACCAGGACCGCGCGGAACGCGAUCUGUUGCUCGAUGGCCGGUAUUCUCGGGUCAAGUGCGAUUGGAGGUUGGAUGGGAGUGUUACGUGGUGUGUUGGUUGA